This is a messenger RNA of Elaeis guineensis (African oil palm), 3222 nucleotides long. RefSeq names its product protein ROOT HAIR DEFECTIVE 3 homolog 2. The record is from RefSeq and is a predicted model, not a curated record. Gene Ontology annotation, cellular component: endoplasmic reticulum. Gene Ontology annotation, molecular function: GTPase activity; GTP binding. Gene Ontology annotation, biological process: endoplasmic reticulum membrane fusion. Lineage: Eukaryota; Viridiplantae; Streptophyta; Magnoliopsida; Arecales; Arecaceae.
CUAGGGGGAGACCAUCACACCAAGCUCUCCGUAGGAUUAUAAGGUAGAAGGCAACUGGUAGCCGUAGUAGGGUUGUAGUAUCAAAUGUGUUGAAGAGACGGAGAAAAGAAGACUCCUUCUGGACUCUCCGGACACCGAAGCUCUCGCCCUCCGACUUCGAUUCGCACUCUCCCCUCGAGCUCCCGUCGCACUCUGAUCGCCUCUUUGUAUCGGAGAUGGGGGACGAGUGCUAUACGACGCAGCUGAUCGACCGUGACGGGGUGUUCAACGUGGAAGGCCUGGAGCAGUUCGUCAAGGCUGUGCGGCUCGCCGAGUUGGGCCUCUCCUACGCCGUCGUCUCCAUCAUGGGUCCACAGAGCAGCGGAAAAAGUACCCUUCUUAAUCAUCUUUUUGGAACAAACUUUAAGGAAAUGGAUGCAUUUAAAGGAAGGGAUCAAAUUACCAAAGGUAUUUGGAUAGCAAAGGGUGUUGGCAUUGAGCCUUUCACAAUUGUCAUGGAUACUGAGGGAACUGAUGCAAGGGAAAGAGGAGAGGAUAAUACUGCAUUUGAGAAGCAAAGUGCCCUCUUUGCAUUGGCAAUUUCUGACAUUGUAUUGAUAAAUAUGUGGUGCCAUGAUAUUGGCCGUGAGCAUGCUGCUAACAGGCCUCUUCUGAAAACUGUCUUUCAGGUUAUGAUGCGUUUAUUUAGUCCUCGAAAGACAAAAUUGCUGUUUGUUAUUCGUGACCAAACAAAGACUCCAAUGGAACUUUUAAAACCUGUACUAAUGGAGGAUAUUCAAAAGAUUUGGGAUACUGUUUAUAAGCCCCAGGCUCACAGACAAACUGCACUCAGUGAAUUUUUUAGUGUGGAGGUCACAGCUUUGUCCAGUUAUGAAGAGAAGGAAGAACAAUUCAAAGCGCAGGUUGCACUACUAAGGCGGCGGUUUUUUCAUUCAAUUGCACCAGGAGGUCUUGCAGGAGAUAGACGAGGUGUCAUUCCAGCAUCAGGAUUUUCUUUUAGUGCACAGCAGAUUUGGAAAUCCAUACGAGAAAACAAGGACCUUGACCUUCCUGCUCACAGGGUAAUGGUUGCUACUAUUCGGUGUGAACAAAUUGCAAAUGAAAAGCUCAGUCAUUUGGCUUGUGACAAGGAUUGGUUAGAGUUGGAGGCGGCUGUGCAAUCUGGUCCAGUAUCAGGUUUUGGGAGGAAGCUUGGCUCCAUUAUUGAUGCUUAUCUAUCAGAGUAUGACAUGGAAACUAUGUAUUUUGAUGAAGGUGUCAGGACUACAAAACGACAACAGUUGGAAUCCAGAAUACUGCAUCUUGUGCAUCCUGCUUUCCAGGCAAUGUUGGGGCAUCUACAUUCUAAAGCUCUUAAUAAAUUUAGAAGCGAUCUUGAGCAGUCAUUGAAGAGUGGGAAAGGGUUUGCUGCUUCAGUUCGUGACUGUAGUCAGUCUUCUCUGCUUGAAUUUGAUGAAGGAUUUGCAGAUCACUCUCAUCAUUUGUCAGAUGUGGCAAUUAAGCAUGUUAAUUGGGAUGCUUCCAAAGUAAGGGAGAAGCUUCACCAUGACAUUGAAGCACAUGCAAUGUCUGUUCGUGAUGCAAAAUUGUCGGAACUUAGAGAUAGUUACCAGAAACAAGUAACUGAAGCACUGGCUGAGCCUAUAGAGUCACUAUUUGAUGCUCCUGAGCAAGAUAGUUGGCCAUUGAUCAGGAAACUCUAUAAAUGUGAGACAGUGAAUGCUUUAUCAAGGUUUGCAAAUUCUCUCUCUGGGUUUGAGCUGGACCAGGCAACUUGUGACAAGAUGAUGGCCGAGUUAAAGGACUAUGCAAAAAGUCUGGUGGAAAAGAAAGCCAGAGAAGAAGCUGGGAAGGUUUUGAUACAUAUGAAGGAUAGGUUUUCAUCUAUUUUUAGUUAUGACAAGUAUUCCAUGCCAAGAGUCUGGACUGGGAAAGAAGAUAUAAGGACUCUCACAAAAGAGGCCCAUGCUGCGGCUCUGAAGGUUUUAUCUGUAAUGGCGGCUAUACGCUUAGAUGACAAACAGGAUAACAUUGAGAGUAUUCUUAACUCAACACUUAUGGAUGGCUUGGAUUACCGAAAGAGUCUUGAAGCUGCAGCAGAUCCACUUGCUUCAAGCACAUGGGAAGAGGUUCCUCGAAAUAAUACAUUGAUCACACCAGUUCAGUGUAGGUCGAUUUGGAGACGGUUCAAAAAAGAAACCGAGUAUACCAUCAUCCAAGCAAUUACUGCACAGGAAGCUCACAGGCACAGUAACAGGUGGCUGCCUCCUCCAUGGGUAAUUGCUUUAAUAGCAGUUCUGGGUUUCAAUGAAUUUAUGAUGCUUCUAAGGAAUCCUCUAUAUUUCUUUGGACUGUUCAUUUUUUUCUUACUGUCCAGAGCUCUAUGGUUUCAACUUAAUAUUGCUGGAGAAUUCCGCAAUGGCAUGCUCCUAGGACUUCUUGGGCUGUGCACAAGAUUUCUGCAAACAGUUAUGAGCCUCCUAAAGAAACUUGCUGAUAAGCCCCGCAGACAUCGUAGGACUCCAGAACCUCCCCAACCACGCAAACUAAUUAGUGCACAAACUUUCAUGAGCCAAUCACAAAGACAAGCUUCUUUCAGUGGCUCGAUACCUGAUGCAUUAUCCUCUUCAUCCCCAGUUUCUUCUAAAAGUGGUCUUGAGUACUCAAGCAUGUCGACAGAGAGUCAACUUGGAGAGACCAACCGUGAAGUGAGCUCUUCAUAAGUUUGUGGGAUUUGACAAGGUAUAUAAUGAUGGCCAUGUAUACUUGCCUCCUUUUAUGAGUCACCAGACAUAAGUUUCAUCUGCCUUCAUGCUAUUCAUCAAGAAUCAGAUGCUACAUAUACUGAUAUCAUCAGAUGCUGCCUUUCAUGCACACCUCUUGGAAGAGUUCUAUGAGGAAUAGAACUAGUCUUUAAACUGUUCGUAUUUCUAUUAGCUGCAUAAAUAUAUAUAAUGUACAGGCAUUCUAUCAAGAAUCAGUUGUUGCAUGGACUGAUGCCAUCAGAUGCUGCUUCUCACGCAUACCCGUUGGAAGAGUUCUAGGAGGAGAAGACUAGUCUUUUAAGAGUUCGUAUUUGCAUUCAGCAUAUAUGUAUAUAGUGUACAAGCAUUCUACCUGUGCGUUGUAUGGUGACAGAUGCUCUUACGUGGUUUUUCCUUGACCUUGAUUCAAUAAAUUAAUAAGAGGUGUCUGAAGAACUGCAAAUAGAUGCAAAGUUGA